This is a messenger RNA of Symsagittifera roscoffensis, 1104 nucleotides long. RefSeq lists its product as uncharacterized. The transcript is spliced from 3 exons. Lineage: Eukaryota; Metazoa; Xenacoelomorpha; Acoela; Convolutidae. The coding region runs from base 1 to 1104 and encodes 367 amino acids. The record is from RefSeq and is a predicted model, not a curated record.
AUGUCAGUUAAGCCUCCUCUGAGAAGAGCUUCGUCCUCAAACGCCCCUUCGGAAAACAACACUAUGACUUCGUCAUCGCAUCUUCAUAAAAUGAACUCUCUCCAAAACCCAGGCCCAUCUGACGACCCAGAUCACGAUUACCUUCUGGACCAAUCAUCUCUCACUUUCACAGAAGAUUACUCCGCCUCUAGUUUUUUAUCCAGUUCCUUACGAGCGGACGGAGGAACUCUAGAAACGUUGACUCCAAGUCGGAACCGUUUGACAGAACCUGAUUUGAUGACAUACCACAAAAAGUCAUAUCACAAAUGCAAUGCAGAAAACCGAGACCCGAAAUGUGUGUGCAGUGCCAAGCUGGGUCUCGACUUCCCAAACCUGCCGGAUGAUGUUUUCCACGACUCCAAUCCAGCCACAGACUCCGAAACAGUUCACGGCGACAGAAUUUCUUUAAAUGCAAAUAUUUCACCAGAAAAUAGUCUGAACCGCAGUCUUAAUUUAUCCGGCGACCAGAACCAAACUUUGAAAUUUACCUUGACCCUGGACCUCCCCACAACUCCUGAUGAACCAAUUUUUCCAAAACAUCCAGAAGACGCCGCUUCGAGCCUCGAACACGACGGGUCACGUCGGUCAAGUAUAACUUCGGUCUCCUCUGAGCCUAAGGACGCAAUCGGAACGCAAUUUGGAGGCGCCGCCGACAGCGGAGUCGGAAGCUCGCGUUCGGGUAAAUUCGAAAGUGCCGAGUAUCACGACGGCACUGCGUUGACUUCUAUUUUACCGACGACUCCUCGUGAGCUGUCAGGUGACGUUUUCUCGCCUCUAUUUUCCCCUAAAAGCAGCUGCGACUCCGACCCCGAGGAAUCAAACAGUCAUCAUUGGGCUUAUAAGCCAAAGAGGCGAACUCUAUCCGACUCUGAAAGUUCUUGGAGUUCAAGCUUCAGCUCAAACGGGUACCUGAACGAACUGGUAGCCGAAUGCGAACGAUUCAUGAAAGUGUUUGUGACGAAAAUAUUCAGCCCCGAAUCAGACAUCUCACAAGAGGAAAAGUCACGCUUCGGACAACUUUGCCAACCAGACUUGCAAACAAAGAGCUUGUCUGAGAUGAAAUGA